GAUUUUGAAGUGCAGGAGUCUCAACACUGAGGACGUGUUGGUCUCCUGUGAGUCCAUAGUGGUGUUGUUGUUGUUGUUGUUGUUGUUGUGGCGUUUUUGACGUCGGAAGCCUCUCCUGUAGCUCUGCGGACGGACACACGGACACACAGUGGCAGACAGAGAUGUCCGGUUUCAGCGCCGAGCUCAUAGACUACCUGGAGGGAAGGAUCACGUUUGAGGAGUUUGACAAACGGAGGGAUGAACGGAAAGCCAAGGAGUCCGAGGCUUUAGCUGAAGAUGUGGAGGAUGAUGCUCAGCCCUCUACCUCUGCACAGAUACCGGGGUCCAUGGAGGAGGGAGUCAGCCCCGGGGUGCAGCUGGCCUUCGCCUCCAUGCUGGGAGAAACACCAGAACCACCGUCCUCAGACGAUGAGGAGGAGGAAGAGGAGGACAGCUUGAGCUAUGUUGAUGACGAAGAUGAUCAGGAUUACAAGGUGGAGGAAGAGGAGGGAGGAAAGGUGAAGGUGGAGGAGACACAGAAGAGCCAGCGGCGAGGGGGGAAAGGAGGGAGAGGGAGAGGGAAGGGUCGCAGGAGGAGGAGGAGAGAGGAGGAGGAGGAGGAAGAGGAUCCGACGGUUGGAGACGUGUUCGCGCUGGAGAUGGAGCUGAACCGAGAAAACAAGAAGAUGAUGAAGGAGCGGCGUCAUCGGAGCAAGCUGCCCCGCGCUCUGAGGGGCUUGAUGGGAGAAGCCAACAUCCGCUACGCCAGAGGAGAGAAAGAGGACGCCAUCUUGAUGUGUAUGGAGAUCAUAAGACAAGCUCCUCUGGCCUACGAACCGUUCUCCACGUUGGCUAUGAUCUACGAGGACGAUGAAGAACGGGAGAAAGCGCUGCAGUUUGGUUUGAUCGCCGCCCACCUGAACCCGUCCGACUGCGAGGAGUGGAUCAGGCUGGCAGAAAUGUCUCUGGAGCAGGACAACAUCCGACAGGCCAUCGUCUGCUACACGAAGGCCAUUAAGUACGACCCCACCAACGUGCGUUACCUGUGGGAGCGCUCCAGCCUCCACAUGCGCCUGGGCGAGCACAAACAUUGCAUGGACGGCUACCGCAGGAUCCUGUCACUGCUGCCGAUGGAGGACGGAGAGCACUUCAUGCAGCUGUCCAAGGACAUGGCCAAGAGUUACUAUGAGAGCAGUGACUUGCCCUCAGCUCUGGGUGUUAUAGAGGACGCUCUGGCGCGACACCCCAGCCUGGUCAGCGAUGACUUCAUCAACAUGGCAGCUGAGCUCUUCAUCGCCAACCGCCAGUACGAGAAGGCCCUGCAGGUCUUGGUCCAGUUUGCAGCUAUAGUUUUGGUCAGGGAUGAAAUCAAAUCUGACUUGGAGGAACCAGCACCAGAAGAGGAAGUGGCAGAGAAGACGACUGAGGAGCAGGAGGAGAGUAAUGAAGAAAGUACAAAGUCGAAGACCGUAGAGGAAACGGCAAAAGAGGAGAAGGGGGUAAUUAAGGAUGUACAGGUACCAGACAGCGUCCCAGUGGACCUGAGGGCCAAGCUCAUGGUCUGCCUCAUACACCUGCAUGACUACACACCGCUGGAGGGACUGGUGUCAUCGCUGAUGGAGCAGAGUCCGGAGGAGAUCGGUGACUUGUACCUGGAUGUAGGGGAAGCCUACCUGGAGGAGGGCGAGUACAUGUCCGCUCUGCCACUGCUGUCUGCCCUCGUCAUAUCCGAAAAGUUCAACCUGGCUGUCGUCUGGCUCCGACAUGCAGAGUGUCUGAAGGCGCUGGGCCACAUGGAGGUGGCAGCAGAAAGCUACACUAAGGUGGUGGAGAUGGCUCCGCAGCACCUGGAGGCCCGGCUCUCCUUGGCCACCCUGCAGCAGCAGCUUGGCCGGCCAGAUCGCGCCCUCAAGGCCCUGGAGUCCAUGUACGACAGCGAAACACUGGCACAGGACUCGUCAGCCGCACAGAAGGAAUUAAAGCUGCUGCUGCACCGUUCCACACUUCUGAAGACUCAGGGACAAACACAGGACUACCUGGAUGCUAUGAUCACUAUGAUCUCCAUGCUACUGAAGGUGGCCAUGCAGCGAGCUAAGGUGUGUGUGCGCUCUGUAACCAUGUCAGGCGAGAAUCACCUCAGGCUGGUGAAGGGCACAGACAUGCUGCCAGAAAUUGCUGACCAUGAAGCUGCCUAUCUGGACAACACUGGUAAAACCAACGUGCUGUCCAAAGAGGACUGGUGGCAGCUGCUGGUGAGCUGCGUCCGGACUCUGUGUGAGGUGAAGCGCUAUGAGGAGGCCGAGCUGCUGGUGGAGUCCGCCAUGGAGUUCUACUCCUUCUACGACAACAAGCCCAGGAGGAAGGAGCUGGAGUUCUUCGGCCUGUCCGCCACCAUCCUGGACCACAACCACUACAAGGCCUACAACUACAUCAGAUUGAUGCUGAUGGAAAAUGUGCAUCUGCCUCAGCUUUGGAAUAUUUUCAACCAGCUCACGAUAACCUCCCAGCACCAGCGCCACCAUCGCUUCUGUCUGCGUCUGCUGUUAAAACACCCUGACAACCACGCCUUGUGUGUCCUCUGCGGACACAACGCCAUGGUGUCGGGAAGCUUCAAACAUGCUCUGGGUCAGUAUGUUCAGGCCUUCCAGACUCACCCCAACAACCCACUCCACAGCCUGUGUGUGGGUCUCACCUUCUUCCACAUGGCAGGUCAGAAGUAUGUAGCCAAACGACAUACGCUGGUGCUGCAGGGUUUCUCCUUCCUGUGGCGGUACGUGGAGCUGCGUGGAGUGUGUCAGGAGACCAUGUACAACCUGGGCAGAGCGCUGCACCAGAUGGGCCUCACACAUUUGGCUAUACAUUACUACCAGAAGGCGCUUACACUGCCUGCACAGAAACUGGAGGGUAUCCCAGAUGAUCAUGUGGAUCUGAGGAGGGAGAUCGCCUUCAACCUCUCCCUCAUCUACCAGGCCAGUGGGAACAUGGAGAUGGCCCGGCAGCUCAUCGACACACACUGCAUCAUUUGAAAGUGCACACAAAGGCCUCAUCAUCUGUGCCAGGGUUGUUGAUUGUGAGACUUAGUUUAAGUGACUGCAAGUGCCUUGUAGAAAUAUGGAGGACAAAAAAUGACAAAUUCAUACAUAAAUAAAUGCUGAAAUAAAUAAAUAAAUAUUUUCAUUAACAAAUAAAACCUGAAAUGAAUGCAAAAAUAAGUAAAUGCAGAAGGGAAUAAUGCGUUAAUGUUGGUAAUUAAUUAGCAAAAAUUUGAAUUUCUACUUUAUUACAUUUAUCCUGUAUUUCAAGAAAUUACAUUUCUUUAUGUAUUUCUACUCCCCUAUAUUUAUUGAUUUAUGUAGGCUAAUGAGGUAAAUGGUACUUCAACUGCACUAUAAAGCACAGUUGGUCACAGGAUAGUUUAAGUAGAAUUACUUUCAACUUGUGGUGUACAAAGCCGAGCUGACUGGUUCGCAUGCUACUUAUUGUUAGCUUGAUCAGAUAACUCAACCCUGGUUUUUCCGGCUGACCAAUCGUGUUUUACAGCGAGGUUAGUAUCACCACACUUUGUUAAGAUACAGACAGAGAUAACAGAAAAAAUAAAUUAACGUAGAAAUGUAUUGAAUAAAUUAUUUCACAAUUCAUUUCCAACAUGUAUUUGUGUAUUUUACUCUGCAUUUAAUCAUUCAUUUAACAUUUAAUUUAUGUAUUUAUUAUUUAAUUUAUUUAUAUUUCUCUAUUUAUUUCAGCAUUUCUAUGUGUAUUUAUUUGUGAACUCGUCGUAACAUGUACAUUCAUACAUGUUAUGUCAGUUGAGAUGUAAAUAUAUGCGAUGUAUAUAUACGACAGUGUGAUUUACUAUGUUUUAGUAGUAUUUAUACUUUUCCAGCUGUGGGGGCACUGGAGCUAAAUGAAUGUAGACAUUCUUUUUAUUAUCACAUCAACAAAUAGACCUACAUCACUUUAACUUUGAAGUAGUAAUUUAUCUGUUUUUCUGACAUAAUUUUGCUCCAGUUUCAAGUCAGCAGAUUUUGGAUUUUCUUUUGUAGGAUUCAAUUUAGUUUGUAUUAUUUGUACAUGUUUCGACAGUUCUGUUGUAAAAAAAAAAUCAACAUUUUCAACCAGUAAUGCUCUUAUAACCCAUUUUGUAAAGACUUCUAUUUUUUGAUGAUACAGUUUCAGUCUGUUUAUAUAUUUUUAAAUCAUAAAGGUGAGUGUGAUGCUG
Dicentrarchus labrax (European seabass) is the source of this 4198-nucleotide messenger RNA. It is a transcript of the gene gtf3c3, whose product is annotated as general transcription factor IIIC, polypeptide 3. The record is from RefSeq and is a predicted model, not a curated record. The transcript is spliced from 19 exons. Gene Ontology annotation, cellular component: transcription factor TFIIIC complex. Lineage: Eukaryota; Metazoa; Chordata; Actinopteri; Moronidae. Gene Ontology annotation, molecular function: protein binding. The coding region runs from base 162 to 3005 and encodes 947 amino acids. Gene Ontology annotation, biological process: transcription by RNA polymerase III.